This is a messenger RNA of Lotus japonicus, 2477 nucleotides long. RefSeq names its product probable glycosyltransferase At5g03795. The coding region runs from base 253 to 2130 and encodes 625 amino acids. Gene Ontology annotation, molecular function: glycosyltransferase activity. The record is from RefSeq and is a predicted model, not a curated record. NCBI's taxonomy places the organism in Eukaryota, Viridiplantae, Streptophyta, Magnoliopsida, Fabales, Fabaceae. The transcript is spliced from 4 exons.
ACCAAAUCAGUAAAAUGGUCCAUUUUAAGAUCUAAACACAUGUUUGGUCCUGCUCGAUGUCCUUUCCUUUCUCAGAGAGAGACAUAGAGAGAGACUUGAUCCUAAAUUUCCUGAACAAAGGUAUCGAUUGUGCUUGACAAAUCGGAGUUUCGAAGCAUUUGAUGAUGGGUCUUCAAUGAAAUUCCUAUCUCUCACUCCCCCAGUUAAGUCUCGCUUCCUUUUCUUCCACACGUUACAUUCUGCAACUGUAACAUGGAUCGUGGAUUUAGAUUUUUGUGUCAGGCAGAAACAAAGAGAUUGAUUUCAUUCUUAGGAAUAGCUGUAGCUCUAGUUCUAGUUGUUCAGUAUUCUGAGCUUCCAAAUAGUAAAUUGUUAUCUUCUCUCACUGCUAAGAUCACUAGUUUCACAAUGGAUAUAUCUUCAGUUAAUUCUAGAAUGGAGGGUAAUGACAUGCACCUAAAUGAUUCAAAUUCAAGCUCUGAACAUGUACCAAGUAGUCCUCAGUAUACCCCAUUAGAUCAAGUUAGUGCUUCAAUUAAUGCCCCUGCUCCAGAGAAUGUUAAAGGGCUUGGUAGUGUUGUUAUCCUUAAUAAUUUCACAACUAGAGAUGAUGGUAAUUCACCAAUGGGUAGUGUUGAGGGAAAAGAAAAAGAUACUAAUUUGACAUCACAAGGGGUUGCAUCUUCCCUGCUUGCACCACAACCUAUGGUUCCAUUGCCCAACAGAACAACAUCCUUGGAUUCAGAAAUAGAUUCUAGAAGUCCCAUGAUAUCUGUCAUUUCCUCUGCAACUUCAUUGGAGUCAAACAUGAGUGAUCCGGUCCGCAAGGAUGGAAACUCAGGUUCUUUGCAAGGUAGUGGUGUGACACUCGGUAACGGGAAGCCAGUGAGUACAAAGAAUUCCAAAAAGAAGUCAUCUAAAGUAGUUCCAAUAUCCGAGAUGAACUUACUGUUGCAGCGCAGUCACGCUUCUUCCCAGAUAGCGAAGUCAGCAGAGCUUUCAGCUGUUGAUCUGGAAAUAUUGCAUGUAAAGUCAGAGAUUGAAAAUGCACCUCUCAUUAUGAAUGAUUCAAGACUUUACUCCCCUUUAUACAGGAACAUUUCCAUGUUCAGAAGGAGUUAUGAACUAAUGGAGAAGAUGCUCAAAGUUUACAUCUACCAGGAUGGGGACAGACCAAUCUUUCAUGAGCCCUUACUGGAUGGAAUAUAUGCAUCUGAAGGGUGGUUCGUGAAAUUAAUGGAGGAAAACAAACAAUUUAUGUCUGGCGACCCCAGUAAGGCUCACUUGUUUUACAUACCUUUCAGUUCAAGAUUGUUGCAGUUAACUCUCUAUGUUAAAAAUUCACACAGACGUUCAAACUUAAUUGAGUACAUGAAAAAUUAUGUGGACAAGAUUGCUGGAAAGUACCCUUUCUGGAAUAGAACAAAUGGAGCAGAUCACUUUGUUGUUGCUUGCCAUGAUUGGGCUCCUGCAGAAACGAGAGGCCGCAUGCUUAAUUGCAUUAGAGCCCUCUGCAACGCUGACAUUGAAGUAGGAUUCAAGAUAGGAAAGGAUGUUUCUCUUGCAGAAACAUAUAUAAGAUCAGUUGAGAAUCCUGUCAAAAACAUAGGGGGAAACCCUCCUUCUCAGAGGUCUAUCCUGGCUUUUUUCGCCGGUGGUUUGCACGGUUAUGUUCGGCCUGUUUUGUUGAAGCACUGGGAGAACAAAGAACCUGACAUGAAAAUAUUUGGUCCAUUGCCGCAUGUCAGGGGUAAUGCCAACUACCUCCAGUUCAUGAAGAGCAGCAAAUUCUGCAUAUGUGCAAGAGGUCAUGAAGUUAAUAGCCCGCGCGUGGUUGAGGCUCUACUCUAUGAAUGCGUUCCAGUUAUCAUAUCUGACAAUUUUAUUCCGCCUUUGUUCGAGGUUUUAAACUGGGAAUCUUUUGCUGUGUUUGUGAUGGAGAAAGAUAUCCCUGAUUUGAGGAACAUCCUGCUUUCUAUAUCGGAAGAAAGGUACUUAGAGAUGCAUAAGCGGGUGAAAAAGGUACAAGAGCAUUUUCUCUGGCAUCCUGAGCCAGUAAAGUAUGAUUUGUUUCACAUGCUUCUUCAUUCAAUUUGGUACAAUAGACUUUUCCGAGUAGGUCAGAAGUGAUCUCAUGUAUCAAUUUUGUAGAAACUCAUUGUGUAAGAUUAAUAACUUGAUGUUGGUAGAUUGCACGAGUUAACAGGAGAAGCAAGAACAGAACAGGAUGAUGGAAGAAAAAUAAUUCAUUUGUUAGAGGGCCAUGAGGGCGAGCCUCGGGUUGUUGUCAUGUGACUUUGUGGUCACGUGUUCGAGCCGUGGAACUAUAUGCAAGGUAAAACUACCUACAUUAGAUUCACGAAGUGGGUUCAGCCCCUCCCAGGAAGUUUACCUUUUUUUAUGCACAGAGGGUCAUAUAUCCCUAGAAAGAAGAAAUCAUUAGAGUAUGAAAUCAUGAAGACCUAUUUUCUUAGUGC